Messenger RNA from Corvus hawaiiensis (hawaiian crow), 7037 nucleotides. RefSeq names its product dehydrogenase/reductase 3 (gene DHRS3). Gene Ontology annotation, molecular function: oxidoreductase activity, acting on the CH-OH group of donors, NAD or NADP as acceptor. The record is from RefSeq and is a predicted model, not a curated record. The transcript has 6 exons. Gene Ontology annotation, cellular component: lipid droplet. NCBI's taxonomy places the organism in Eukaryota, Metazoa, Chordata, Aves, Passeriformes, Corvidae. Bases 2369 to 3025 code for a protein of 218 amino acids.
GUUCCCUCACCUCUAGGUGGGAUUGGUGGGAUCACUUGGAAAAGGUGAGAGAGGCUCUCAUUUUGCAGAACUGAGUUGUUACAUCAAUUACAUUUCAGAAGUUGCCCACUCCUCCAUCCCUGCAUCCUGCCUUUCCCUGUCUCAUCCGUGAAAAUGCGAUGGUGAGAAAGGUCCCCCUCGUGAAUCCCCCUCUGCUGACAAAGGAGAGGUUUUUGCCUCAGCCAGGUUUCCUGUGGCAAGGGAAGGAGAGCUGAGCAAUUCUCAUGCAUGGAGCCAGUGCUCACUUCCAUUGCUGUUUCCUGGGCUUCUUCCUGGCACUGCUGGUCAUGGGGGGUCAUGUACAGAGAGCCCUCAUCUAUCAGGAUCAUAUCCAGGUGUAUCACCCCAGAGGAGAGGGGCAGGUGGCUCUGGGAUGGUGGGGAAAAGCGCUCCCUUUCACCCUGAUAGGCUUCCAUUUGUGAAAUUAAUUUCUUGUGCUUCCUGAAGUCCCUUGUAUUUCACUUUUGGGCAGCCCAGAGCUGUUCAAAUGGAAGAUGAAUGAGAACCUUGCAAGAACAGCACAGCUUGAGUGGGAGCUGUAGGAUUAUUUGCACGUUUCCUUUAGGAGAGCAGCUGAGAGUGGUCUGUCUGCACAGGAGCCCAGAAGUGCCAGCGUAGCUGGUGGGUCCAUUCUCUUGCUCAGGAAUUGGUGGUUUACCUUGAAACUUCGUGGUUUGUAAGUACAGGUAUGUCCCUAUGUGUGAAUCAGUCAGGGGAUACAGGAACACAUCCCUGAAAUGAGUCUUGGGAUGGAAAGUUUCAUCUCCCCCUUUAUUGGUAAUUGAGGGGAGGACUGGUGAAAUUAGACAGCUGCACAAAUACUUCUCUGUGUGAGAGGAUGAAUGAGAGUAAAUAGAGAAGAAAGAAGAGGAAAAAUACAGAAUGAGAGGCUAUUUAAAGAAAAAAAUUUGGAUUUAGUUCAGGAUAGUGUUUUGUCACUUCCUUACACAUGCAUUACAGUUUUCUCUGUGUGGUACAGAGCUAUUCUGGCAUGUAACUCGGAGGUGUAAAAUAUGUCAGCAUUGAACUUUGAUGUUUGUCUGUGUUUGUGUUUAAACAUCAUGUUGAGAUUUACACAUUCUGGGAGUCAGAGCAAACAAGUUGACUGACCUUUGGACCCAAGCAAUUUGCUGAAAGUGUAUUUAUAUUAUCUCUUGGAAUACCACGCUUCAUUAUUUAUUUAUUUAGGGCGGCUGGUUGCUAUGCUGAGCUCUGGCAUUAAAGUGCCACCAUUUCUACAGUACAUUUAAGAGCUGUUUUGCUGCAGUUGAGCUGGGAGCUGAACAAUGGCCCUGAGGAGCCAGGGGACAGGGGCCAAAAGGAGACAGGGCUGUUUGAGAGAGAGCUGAGGAUGGAAUUACUGUAAACAGACACAGACUGUAGUCUAUCUGUGUGUCCUAUCUACAAAAUCUCUAUGUAUUGUACAAGGAAAGAAUAAAUGAGAAUAAUUAUUGGGAACCUUUGUACUUGUCUCAUAUGAUGUUCUGAAACACUCUGUGUUGCUAGUUAUUGGUUAGAACUUUGGGGUGUUUUGCCUUUUGGGAUGUUUUCAUGUGUGUCAUCAAGGUGUUUAAGUCUUUGCAUUGACUCAAUUUGAAUUAGAUUUUCUUUUCAGUUACAUCAUGGUAUCCAGUCAGUCAAAUAUGGAACUCAGCAAGUUCUGAUUCCCCUGGUAGUGGCAUUGCCUGUCAGCCUGUGGUGAGAACACCAAAGUUGGCAUAUUCUCCUUAGCAGUUUUAAUGCCAAUUUUACCUACAUGUGGUAGUUUGCUUUCCCUUUGCUCUGAGAUUUCAUUUCUUUCCUGCUUCUGUGCUCAACCCUACAUUUGUGGAUUUUAUGCAGUCUCCAUGUACUGUGCACAGCCUUCUGCUUGGCACUCCUCUUCAAUUUUACACUUUGCCUUUGACAAUCAAAAAGAAAUGAAAAAGGCUUGCAAUGUCUAGCAAGUCAUCUUUUGAUAAGGCUUGUGAAAAUUGACUGGUUUUCUCUUUUUACACUCUUAACAGUUUUACAAUAAUAUGCUAAGCUUGAAUUAUUGAUCAUAAUAAAUAACUUAGAACAGAUUCUGAUUAUCAGAUGGUGUAGUCACCAUAUUCCAGGUUUAGAAAAAGACUGCCAGCAAAGGCGUGGAAUUCUGGGGCCAAGCCCAGCGUGCCAUGGAGGCGGUUGGCAGCAGUGCUGCGGGCUCACGUUCUGGUGGAGGGUGUGCAGCGUGUCCUGACCAAGUGCUCCCAGCGCCUGCGCACACAGACAUAGUGGCGGGGUUUUGGAGAUCAUCCUGUGGGGUCGGACUGAGAAAUGCCUGAAGGAGACCACGGAGGAGAUCAGAAUGAUGGGGACAGAGUGCCACUAUUUCAUCUGUGAUGUAGGAAAUCGGGAGGAAGUCUAUCGGCAAGCCAAGGCUGUGCGGGAAAAGGUGGGUGACAUCACCAUCCUUGUGAACAAUGCUGCUGUGGUCCAUGGGAAGAGCCUGAUGGACAGCGACGAUGAUGCACUGCUCAAAUCUCAGCACAUAAACACCCUGGGACAGUUCUGGACCACCAAAGCAUUCCUGCCAAGGAUGCUGGAGCUGCAGAAUGGGCACAUUGUUUGCCUGAACUCUGUCCUGGCCUUGUCAGCCAUCCCUGGUGCCAUUGACUAUUGCACCUCCAAAGCCUCAUCAUUUGCUUUCAUGGAGAGCCUGACCCUGGGGCUGCUGGACUGUCCCGGAGUGAAUGCCACCACAGUCCUGCCCUUCCACACCAGCACAGAGAUGUUCCAGGGCAUGAGAAUCAGGUUCCCUAGUCUUUUUCCUCCUCUCAAGCCAGAGACAGUGGCGAGGAGGACAGUAGAAGCUGUUCAGUUGAAUCAAGCCUUCCUGCUCCUUCCAUGGACAAUGCAUGUUCUUGUCAUCCUAAAGAGCAUUCUCCCCCAGGCAGCACUUGAAGAAAUCCACAAGUUUUCUGGGAGCUACACCUGCAUGAACACUUUUAAAGGACGAACAUAGACCUGAUGGCUCAAGGACUGUUCUGCAGUGAACCCAACACAAGCAUGAAAAUCCUACAGGACUGUGAAUCAGCAAGUCUUGGCUUUCAGCCUGCUCAUGUGAUUUGUGCUGCUCUGAGGCAACACAUUUCUUGCAGGUCAUAUCCAUAGUAACAUGACCUUUGCACAGGAUUGAGUGAGUGGACUAUGGACCCUUGGAAAGAAAAACAGAAAGUGUGAAAUGUUUCUAUGGUGUUUAAUUCUUUAGAGUUCAAUUGUUAAAUCUACUCAUAGUUUUAAGAUGUGAUUUUUGUUUCUGAAGUGUCUGUGGGCUGUCUCAGUGGAGAGGCAUCACAUCCCAUCCCAAACACACUUUGUCCCCUCUCUCCAGAGGAACUGCCACUGGUUUCAUUUCAGCUUUUUGAAUGGGGAGCUUCAAAAUUACUUUGAAGAACUAAAAGUUAUGAACAUUUAAUAGAAGUUUCCUUCCCUUUCUUCAGUUUCCAUCCCAUGGUGAAGUUGUUCCCAGCACACACUGGGGAAAGAGCAAACCAUGAAGCAAUGUUUUCUUUGCUGCAGGCUGCCUAGGACUUCUCUUUCUGCGCCCAAAAUAGCUGUUGUACUUCCUCUGUGGUGGCUGGACAGGAAGGCUCAGGCAGCAGAGCUGAGAGUUUGAAUAGUGGGAGAUUCUUUCUGUCACUGAACUCAUAUGUGAAAUUGUCAUUCUGAUUUUUUUUGUUGUUCAUUUAUGAUAAAAUAUAAACAUAUUUUUAGCGUUAAUCCCAGUUGCCACACAUGUAGGCAGCAGCACAUUUGGGAUGAACUAAAUCUAGAACUAAAACUAGAGUCUGCUUGUACAAACAUACAUUCACUGACAUAAUCCAUGCAGAGGAAAAUCCAUUGUAUCAAUCUGCACAGUGAAGUGGAAUAAUGCUCUAAAAAUAGAAGAGACAGUACUGUCGUGCUUAUGAGAUGUGAAGUUUGGGAGCACAUUUAGCAAAGACCUGAUUUAAAUGCACGUUGAAUUCAUCUGGGAAUGAACCCAUUGUGCUUUAGGGACAUUGAAUCAGGUACUGAUCAGCCAAAAGUGACAAAUAUACUUGGACUGAGGUGCCAGAAGCAGCUAGACAUUAUUUAUUUUUGUAAUUAAAUAUCCUUUUUGACAGCCUAGGAAGGGCAACAUGGCAUUCCUGUGCAAAAUGCAGUGAGCAGCACAUUGGAGCACUACUAACAGAGGAAUUAAUAUAAUUGCAAUACAGGAAGUAGCAGUCUAACUGGAGACACCUGAAUGAAGUGCCUCAAGGAUGGUUGUGUGAUUAAAAGAGUGAAUUUAGGGCUCUUGACUCAAAUUUUGAGCUUUUCCAUAAAUGUCCUGUGUAGCCUGGGGCAAAAUGCAUCAUCUGAAGGCGUACCCUGACCUGCAAAGCAGAUAUUUCUAGUGUUUCCCUACCUCAAAAGUUGCAAGUCUGACUACCUAAAUGUCUGUUGAAAGCUCAGAAAAUUCAAAUGCAACGUGUUAUAGAAAGGAAAAGCAGUAUUUUUUCAUAGACCAAGAGGUUCUAUACAAAAAUUUAGAUGAGGAAAAGACCCAUAUGCCAAAAUAUAUCAUCUCCUAAAAGACAUCUGAGGAACAGCAGAAAAGCUGCGUUUGAAACACUCCUUUGGUUCUGCUGUGUAGAAUGGAGACUUGCUACUGAGGGGCAAAGGUGUGAGUGUUAAAAUCAGGUCUGACCUUACUGCAGACCACUGGAUUUCUCUCUUCUGGAGCUCUCCAAGAGGAAGAUGCUGCUAGAAGUGCCACUGGUGAAGUCCCUCUACUUGGGUGAGUGUUUGGAGGGGCUCUCCUGCCAGGGUCAGUGCAGAACUAUAACCUGGAGCACUGUGACACCUCUGAACAUGUUUCUUAAAAUGCAGUUUUUGUUGGAAUUCCUGGAUGUCUGAGGCUCUCUGGAGAGGAUGCAAAGAAACGUCAGUCUCUCUGUGAUUUUGAGGCCCACCCUAAUAGAUGCUUCCAGCUUUAUUUUUUGUCAACUUUUUUGAGAAGCCCAGCUCACUGAAAGGUCAAGUGCCAUGAAGGGAGAACCCUUCCAGGAUCUGCCUGGAAUACUGAAGGUACCAGGUUUACCAGGAGAGGUUUGGGAGAGGAAGGUAUGAUGAUACCAACUUCCCCUUGUGCUCUCUGGUCCAUUCCAGUUCCUCAUUAAUCCCAGCUGGGUGUGCCAGGCUCGUAGCUGCAAGAGCAAACAGCUGUGGUGGAAGAGCAGUGUCCCCCUGAAAUUAAACCUUUGUGCUGAGAUUCUAUUUAUUGGUAGCUUCCUGAUGCAAAAGUGAGGUAAAAACACACACUGGAAUCUUCAUUAAUCCCCAAAUCCUGUCCCUUAGAUAGAUCUGCUCUUUCCCUGCACCACACAAAAGAUGUUCCCUAUCUCUAGAGUUGUCUUACACACUAAGUGCUGUUGAUUUCUUUCUGAUGAAUAUAAACAAGACAGAACAUAGCUGAGACUUGUCAUCUCUUCUCAUACACACAGAAUUCCCCCUCUCUUCCCCCAGGGUCCUGGAGUGGACAGCGGGUCAAAUAGCAGUCACAGUGGGGGAGAGGGUUGCAGCAAACAGAAAAUAAUGAGGAAAACAUUGACUUUGCUUUUCAGAUAGCCAGGAAGAGUUGGGUAAGAGAGUUCCUUCCCUUGUGAGUGUUGCAAGGCAGGACAGUUUCCAUCCAGCAAGCAACUGCAAAUGUGAAUGGAGACACUGAAGACUUUUUUUUUAAGACUCCUCUGGAAUGGCUGCUGAGGUCUGCUGGGACCUUCCCACAUAAGGGUAGUGUUGGGUAAUCUUGAAGUGCUGCAAAUAUGGACAAGCUUUGUUGAAGCCUAAGGCCUUCUAUGAGGAAUUUUCGCCCUUUGACUUUUUUAAAUUUUGAUUUUUCCCGCUCUCUUUGCUGCCUCCUGCUCUCCACUGCGAAAUUAUUUUUUCCCUUCUGUUUUCCUAUGUCAUCACUGCACUUUUCUGUGCCACCAUCUUGAAGCCAGAUGUCAUAUGAGAGUCUGGAGUAAAUCAAAAUCGGGGUGUCCAUUUGUUAUCCUGCUGGAGGAACCCAGGUGAAGCUGCAGGAGCAGGUCACAGGAGUUUCAUAGGAAAUUAGUUUUACUUGCUCCAAACUCUGAAGAAGUAAAAGAGUCCUUGCUAUCGCUCUUAUACAGGAGAUUGCUUCUGGUUAAAAAUUUGAAUGGUAGAGUAACAUGAGCUGAUUUGAGACAUGUUCCCCUGACAAAAAAAGGCCCAAUUUAAAUGGGAGGAUUUUUCAGUUCCAGUUGGUUUCAGGGGCUGGUGUUUAUACAAAGUGAUUGUCAGAAUUAGCAAGGCAGGGCAGGGAGAGGAGGAGUCCUUUGCAAAGGAAUCUGAUCCCUCAUGUUCGAUAUUUCAUUUUGUGGUUUUUGAUGAGAAAAAAAUGCACCCUCAUGUACCCUUGGUGACCUUUAAAAAGGUCAUUCCAGCCAUGUCCCUGCCAAUGGCAUGUUUUUAGCAGAAUGACAAAAAGGAGUGAGCCCUCAAAGUGGGAACUGUACCCUCCCCACUCACCCAUUGUUCUGUUGAGGUUAAAAAGCAAUAGAGUCCAUCCCUCUAGUUCUUCUAGAACUGCGCAGAAAGUGCCUGGGCAAGCGAUUCUGAUGUUUGCAAAGAGAAACUUGUUGUACUUUUAUGUAAUGUGUUAAUUAGUGUGGGUGGGUAUCAUCAGAUCUAGUCUUGCAAUCCUUUCCGACAACUCCCUGAACACUCCCACCUUCAGAUAUUAACAGAUAGCACUUGCCAAAGCUCCUAAAAACCCAGUAACAGACUUAAUGCAGGCAGAGCAUAAGUGGGUGCAUGUAUUUCAAAGAGAACACAUCUGCUUGUAGCAGACAUUAAUGUGGCCUAGUGCCUUCCUUGAGCUGAAAUGCAACUGUUGAGAGAAGAAUACAGGGUGACCCUUGGAUCAUCUCUUUUGUUUUUAUUUCUUCAUGUGGCUUCAAUAAACUUAAUCUGGGUGGCAGCCA